Messenger RNA from Acanthoscelides obtectus, 555 nucleotides. Lineage: Eukaryota; Metazoa; Arthropoda; Insecta; Coleoptera; Chrysomelidae. The record is from the annotation of a GenBank genome assembly.
AUGGAAAGAAGACAACGGGCCCAUGACGGAAGAAGACUGCGGGACCUCAACUACGGCGGGAAGAAGACGACGCGACUACCAACCCAGGUGGAAAGAAGACGGCGGGGCUACAGACCGCGACGGAAAGAAGACUCGGGGACUACGAACCAUGGCGGAAAGAAGACCACGGAACAAAGGUGGAAGAAGACGGGACACCAACCAAGGUUGGAAGAAGACCACGGCAUUACGGCGGAAAGAAGACGGGAUACCAACCUAGGCUUAUUAUUAAUAAAUCAAUCACUAGCCGAAUUAGUGCACAGAAAAUUUGAAUAUAAAUAUUCAUUCAAACCGCCUUAUUUAGCUCAAAAAGACGGUUCUGUACCGUUUUGGGAAUACGGUGGCAAUGCUAUUGCUGGCUCUGAAAAUGUCCGUUUGGCUCCGUCACUGAAAAGCCAAAAGGGAGCAAUAUGGACAAAGCAACCGAUUAAUUUUGACUGGUGGGAAGUCGACAUUUCAUUUAGGGUAACUGGCAGAGGAAGAAUAGGAGCUGAUGGCUUGGUAAGCACCACUUUAUAA